Penicillium pulvis is the source of this 1527-nucleotide messenger RNA. It is a transcript of the gene cox15, whose product is annotated as cytochrome c oxidase assembly protein cox15. Gene Ontology annotation, molecular function: oxidoreductase activity, acting on NAD(P)H, heme protein as acceptor. Lineage: Eukaryota; Fungi; Ascomycota; Eurotiomycetes; Eurotiales; Aspergillaceae. Gene Ontology annotation, cellular component: mitochondrial inner membrane. Bases 1 to 1527 code for a protein of 508 amino acids. The transcript has 2 exons. The record is from RefSeq and is a predicted model, not a curated record. Gene Ontology annotation, biological process: heme A biosynthetic process.
AUGGCUUCUCUGGGCACGUCUCUGCCAUUGUGGCGGAGUCUCGCGCCCCGUCUAUCCAAAGACUUAUUGACAUGCCGCCAAUGCCUUCGAACCCAGGGCUACGCCGCCAAAUCCGUCCGCCGAUAUGGUGCAAUGCCUCCUCCCCAGCCGAACAAAAUCCGAUCGUCCCUCUUCACCGAUAAAAACCGCCAAUUCUUCACUCACAGUCUUCGCCAGUCUGCCGCUGCACCUGCCAUAAGUGCAGUUGCAGAGGGUUCCACCAAGGCAAAGUCGCGCAUGCCCAAGCUCAGCUCCAAGUCCGUCGCAUACUGGCUUUUGGGCAGCGCAGCAAGUGUCUUCGGUAUUGUGGUUUUUGGUGGUUUGACUCGUCUUACUGAAUCUGGGUUGAGUAUCACCGAAUGGCGACCUGUCACCGGCUCCGUGCCCCCAAUGAACGCGGAGGAUUGGGAGUCCGAGUUCGCAAAAUACCGUGCAUCCCCCGAAUUUCAGCUAUUGAACCCGCAUAUGACUUUGUCCGAAUUUAAGUCGAUUUACUACAUGGAAUGGAUCCACCGGCUUUGGGGCCGAUUCGUGGGUCUAUCGUUUGUCCUGCCCGCUGUCUACUUCGUCGCCCGGAAGAAGGUCUCCACGCCUAUGGCUUGGCGUCUUUUCGGUAUUGCCAGUCUGAUUGGAUUCCAAGGUUUCCUGGGUUGGUGGAUGGUCAAGUCUGGAUUGAAGGAUGAUCUCUUCGCGCCUGGAAGCAACCCCCGUGUGAGCCAGUACCGAUUGACCGCUCACUUGGGUGCUGCGUUUACCUGCUAUGUCGCUAUGCUGUGGAACGGUCUCGCUAUUUUGCGCUCUCACAGACUCAUGAAGGAUGCCGCAUCUGGAUUGAAACAGCUUGAGGCUCUGCGUGACCCUCGCCUGGCAAUCUUCCGUCGUUCCGUCGCUGGUCUGGCCCUUCUCGUCUUCACCACUGCCAUGUCUGGUGGUCUUGUCGCCGGUCUGGAUGCCGGUCUCAUCUACAAUGAGUUCCCCUACAUGGGUAAGGGUUUGGCACCUCCCACCACCGAGCUAUUUGAUGCCCGUUACUCUCGCCGCGAGGAUCGCUCUGACCUCUGGUGGCGCAACAUGCUUGAGAACCCUUCCCUUGUCCAGCUUGAUCACCGUAUCCUCGCUAUGACUACUUUCACCUCGAUCAUGGCUCUGUGGGCCUACAGUCGCCGCUCCCCAACUGUGAGGCGCCUUUUGCCCGUUCCUGCCCGCAAGGGUAUUCACGGUGUCGUGGGCUUUGCUUUCAUGCAGGUUGGCCUCGGUAUCUCGACUUUGCUCUACCUCGUUCCUACCCCGCUUGCGUCCGCCCACCAGGCUGGUAGUGUGUUGCUUUUGACUUGGGUCAUUGUAUUGGGUAGCCGUGUCUGGAACCCGUCUCGCACCGCGAAGCUGUUGCAGAUGGCUGCCAAGGGCCGUGGCCAACCGGUUUCCUUCUCGCAGACCUAUUCGCGCUCACCGGCGUCCUCGGCUGCCUCUGCCGUGAAGCAACUGUAA